Messenger RNA from Etheostoma spectabile (orangethroat darter), 1674 nucleotides. RefSeq lists its product as uncharacterized. Gene Ontology annotation, molecular function: nucleic acid binding. Gene Ontology annotation, biological process: DNA integration. The record is from RefSeq and is a predicted model, not a curated record. Lineage: Eukaryota; Metazoa; Chordata; Actinopteri; Perciformes; Percidae.
AUGGACGUGACUGAAAAAAUCAGGACCUGUGAGAGAUGCGUACGAAGGAAGGCACGGGCUGAGAGAAGCGCUCCCCUGGUGAAUAUAAAAACAAGCCGUCUGCAGUUGGUCUGUAUGGACUAUCUUUCACUGGAGCCUGAUGAAAAAGGGACGAAAAACAUCUUGGUCAUUACAGACCAUUUUACUAAGUAUGCCGUAGCGGUUCCAACAGCUGAUCAAAAGUCAAGAACAGUGGCGAAAGCUCUAUGGAACAACUUUUUCAUUCAUUAUGGAUUUCCAGAGCGGUUGCACAGCGACCAGGGUCGGGACUUUGAAUCAGCCCUGAUCAAGGAUCUAUGUAUGCUGCUUGGCAUUAAAAAGACAAGGACAACACCUUACCACCCACGUGGAAACCCCGUGGAGCGGUUUAACAGAACACUUCUUGAGAUGCUGGGGACACUUGAAGAGGGAGACAAAGACAAGUGGAGGGAUUUUGUGCAGCCCCUUGUCCAUGCAUAUAAUUGCACUAAAAAUGAUACAACUGGCUAUUCUCCUUAUCAGCUGAUGUUUGGUCGCCAGCCAAGACUCCCAGUUGACAUAGCUUUUGGGCUGAGCCCUGAGGGAAGCAGUAAACUAUCCCACUCUGAAUACGUCAAGAAGCUGACAGAGAGUCUAUCUGAAAGCUAUCGACUGGCCACUGAACACAGUUUGAAGAAUGCUUUACAGAACAAACAAAGGUUUGACUGCAAAGUAAGAGAAUCCACACUAAAAGCUGGAGACAGAGUCCUUGUGCGGAAUGUCGGCAUCAGAGGGAAGCAUAAAAUCGCUGAUCGAUGGAGUGAAACUAUAUACACUGUUGUUAAACAGAUCCAAGACUCCCCUGUAUAUGUCGUUGUCCCGGAACACACAAGUGGACCUGAAAGGGUUUUACAUAGAGACCUGCUUUUGCCAUGUGGCUUUCUCCCUUCCACUGUCAAAGAAGUACAUCCCAGUGAGCCCAAGUCCAGACAGAAACGUGAUCACGCACCUCUUCCUGUUGAUGGAGCUGAAGAAGAUGAAAUGUCUGAAGAGGGGGAUGAGGUUGAGUAUUACUCCCUUUAUGACCAACCUUCAACUUUGACUAUUGCUGGACAGGAAAGAGGGAUUCUCGAGCAAAGGGAGUGUGCUGUAGGAUCUACUGACGAGGAAACCCAGAUGAAAAAUGAGCCUGUUUCUGUAAGUCAGGAAGCUGAUGGGAGUUUUAAUGUGUCCACACUGAACCCUGCAGCUCCAGCAUUUGAACCUGAGGACGUUGGAGGUGGUGGAAGUAGUAAUGCAAGUCAAGUUCUACACUCACCUGCAUCUGAGAUUGUACAAGCCAAAGGAAUUCCUCCUGUUCCUGCAAUGGACCUGAGUGAGCAUAGUUCCAGAGAUGGACCAGAAAAUGGAUUGGAGAUGGCAGAGGAAAGCGGAAAUGUUGAACUCUCAGAGUCAGAAACAACUGAGGUUGUCCCCAAAGAUGAGACAACGUUGAGAAGAUCCUCUAGGGAUAAAACAGCUCCCAAAAAGCUGACCUACCCAACUCUAGGGAAACCCAUUGGUCACAGUUAUGCACUCCAUUUUAACUGGGUGGCAGUGGUGGCGCUGCAUAGAGGGGAAAUUGCUUCACUGAUUGUUAGAGAAGAAGAUAACACCGUGAAUGUAGCAGAACGAUAG